CGGAAAUUACCUGCCCUCCGAAUUAGCCCAGGCAUACCGCACAUGCAGACCAAAUUAGGCGGUGAGCCAGCAUGUAUUUCGAAAGACUGUUGCCAUUGUGGCUAAUUUCCCAUUCCGCACCACGCAUCCUUUCCGCUUCCGCUCAAUUUCACCACCGUCGAACCCUGGUCGCCCUCGUUGCCACCCCUGAUCUCCGUCACUUACCCUUGCAGGAGGUGGUGUUUGCUUCUUUGUUCAAUUACUUCAAUGGUUGAAGAGGAAGCAGCUGAUUGCUCGCUAAAAAUGGAGUGGGGUAACAAUUCCGAUCUCAGUGGGGAUGAGGAGGAGGUGGGCUUCCUGCUUAACGAUGCCGCCCCACUUCCUUUCCCUGCCCAUAACUUACUUCAAACUGCUCCCUGUGGCUUCGUUGUCACUGACGCGCUCGAGCCCGACCAACCCAUCAUUUAUGUCAACACCGUCUUCGAGAUGGUCACUGGGUACCGCGCAGAGGAGGUUCUCGGUCGUAAUUGCCGUUUCUUACAAUGUAGAGGACCAUUUGCUAAAAGAAGGCACCCCUUGGUAGACUUGACAGUGGUUUCAGAAAUAACGAGAUGCCUUGAGGAGGGCAUCAAAUUCCAAGGCGAGUUGUUGAACUUCAGGAAGGAUGGAACCCCCUUGACGAGCAGAUUGCAUCUGACUCCAAUAUACGGAGAUGAUGAUACUAUUACUCAGUUUAUUGGGAUUCAAUUCUUCACAGAAGCAAAUAUUGAUUUAGGUUUGGUGCCUGGAUAUUCAAUAAAGGAGUCUACAAAGUCAUCUGAUAGUUCUAGUUCGGUUUUUUCUACUUUCUGGCCUGUUCCAGUUGGGGACCGAAAUGUUUGUCGAGGGGUUUGUGGUAUAUUUCAAUUAAGUGAUGAGGUGCUUUCUCUAAAGAUACUUUCACGACUAACACCAAGAGAUAUUGCCUCGGUUGGUUCUGUCUGUAGGCGACUUUAUGAGCUGACAAAGAAUGAGGAUCUUUGGAGGAUGGUUUGUCAAAAUGCAUGGGGUAGCGAGACAACUCGUGUUUUAGUGACUGUUCCUGGUGCAAAGAGAUUCGGGUGGGGUCGAUUGGCAAGGGAAUUGACUACACCUGAGGUAGUAGCAUGGAGGAAACUAACUGUUGGAGGUGCUGUUGAACCAUCUCGGUACAACUUUAGUGCUUGUGCUGUUGGGAAUCGUGUGGUUCUUUUUGGUGGGAAAGGGGUAAACAGGCAACCAAUGAAUGACACCUUUGUGUUGGAUCUAAAUGCCAGCAACCCACAGUGGCAACAUGUCCAAGUGAGUUCACCUCCUCCUGAUCGUUGGGGUCACACACUUUCUUGUGUGAAUGGUUCUCAUCUGGUGCCAUUUGGAGGUUUUGGAACACGGGGUUUGCUUAAUGAUGUUUUUGUGCUGGAUUUGGACGCAAAGUCUCCAACUUGGCGUGAAAUAUCAGCAUUGGCCCCACCACUUCCCAGGUCAUGGCAUGGUUCCUGCACCUUUGAUGGUACAAAGCUGAUAGUUUCUGGUGGCUGUGCAGAUUCUGGUGUGCUUCUUAGUGACACUUUUCUGCUUGAUCUUUCAAUGGACAAACCUGUCUGGAGAGAGAUACAAGUAGCGUGGACCCCACCUUCUCGCUUGGGUCACACACUGUCAGUCUAUGGUGAUCGGAAAAUACUGAUGUUUGGAGGUCUUGCCAAGAGUGGUCCUGUCAGAUUGCGUUCUAGUGAUGUAUUCACAGUAGACUUAAGUGAGGAAGAACCAUGCUGGAGAUGCGUAACUGGGAGUGGAAUGCCUGGUGCUGGAAACCCAGGGGGCAUGACUCCACUUCCUAGACUUGAUCAUGUUGCCAUCAGCCUUCCUGGUGGAAGAAUCCUUAUUUUCGGUGGGUCUGUUGCUGGUCUUCGCUCUGCUUCCCAGCUAUAUCUCCUUGACCGAAGAGAAACCCACACGGAGGAUACUGAAUGUUCCUGGGAGACUGCCGAGAUUGCUUGGGGGCAUAGUACUUGUGUUGUUGGUGGGACGAGGGCUAUUGUCCUUGGUGGUCAAACAGGCGAUGAGUGGACGCUAACUGAGCUCCAAGAGCUAUCAUCGGCGAGUUCUGUUUUCUGAUUCAAGAGGACGCGGGGAAGGGAGAGCAGUUCGUUUCUGGGCUUAUUACAACCAAAAUUUUUAAACCCGACUGGACGGUCGAACGGGUUGGACUGCUACUCCGACUGGAUAUAAUAAAAAAAAUUUGAUUUAAGAGUGUUAUAUAUAAAUAAUACUUACAGCUUGAGGUCUAAUAGACGACUGUGUUGGCCUACUGGUGCUAGUCAGCUUUUGGCAUUUAAGAUGAUGCAGGUUCCAAUCGCUAUGAUGUUAAAUUUAUUCAUCUUCAUUUUAGUGCGG
Rubroshorea leprosula is the source of this 2391-nucleotide messenger RNA. Lineage: Eukaryota; Viridiplantae; Streptophyta; Magnoliopsida; Malvales; Dipterocarpaceae. The record is from the annotation of a GenBank genome assembly.